Humulus lupulus (European hop) is the source of this 2223-nucleotide messenger RNA. RefSeq lists its product as uncharacterized. The transcript is spliced from 5 exons. The coding region runs from base 1 to 2223 and encodes 740 amino acids. Lineage: Eukaryota; Viridiplantae; Streptophyta; Magnoliopsida; Rosales; Cannabaceae. The record is from RefSeq and is a predicted model, not a curated record. Gene Ontology annotation, molecular function: zinc ion binding.
AUGAAGGUGCCAAAGACUAUCACUUACAAUAGUCUUGUUGAUCAAUUGUAUACUUUAAUCGGAGCUGACAAGUCUCGUAUUGAUCUUGACUUAAAUGUAAUCUAUCAUUUUGGAAGUAAAGGUAUCCCUCCAUCUUUGAUUAGUAAUGAUGAUGAUGUUGCUUUUUUUCUUGAUGAGAUAGGAACAUCUAUCAAUCAUCGGACACCCCUAUGUGUUUCUACUAUAGAGAAGAGAAGUAAUGAUCCUUUGGUUACUAAAACACGUGAGUUGUAUACUAUUCCUCCAGUUGAUACCAAAGUGAAUGAUGAUUUUUGCAUUGAUGAUGAUAAUGAAAAUAUUGAUAGGCCUACCUGCAAUGAUGUACUUGUGAAGCAUAAUUUACAACAGUCAACCUCCAAUGAAGUAUUGAAGAGCCAUGAUUCCUCAAAUAAUAGAGGUCGUAAAGUAAGACAGGUUGGUGAAGAUAAUCUAUGGAGUACUUCACUUUUGUUGAAUCAAGGGGAAAAAGGCUCUACUUCAGCCUCAACAGCUCAAUUACUGACAUCUUCUUCGAGUAUCAAUUCGUGGGAAAUAAAAGAGGGUCAAAUAUUUGAGAACAAGCAAGAGUUGAAGAUGAAACUCCAUCUUUAUGCAUUAAAUAAAAACUUUGAGUUUAAAGUAAAGAAGUCUGCGAAAAAUAUAUGGUGUACAGUAUGUGUUGAUGAUAAAUGCAAAUGGAGGUUGAGGGCUACAAAAUUGGUUAAUUCCAAUAUGUUCGAGGUUCAUAAAUUUUUCGGUGAACACACAUGUUCAUUGGAUAUUCGACAUAAAGAUCACCAUCAGACAUCCCCAUGGCUUAUUGGACAUGUCAUAAGGAGAAAAUUUGAGGGUGAUAAUGUUAAUUACAAGCCAAGGUCAAUUGUAAAAGAUAUGAGUUUAUCAUAUGGAGUUCAUAUGAACUAUGCUAAAGCUUGGAGGUGUCGAGAGCAUGCAUUGGCUUACAUAAGAGGUACACCAGAAUCAUCAUUUCAGAAACUUCCCUCAUUUCUAUACAUGAUGGAGCAAAAAAAUCCUGGAACUGUUACUCAUUUGCAGAUGGACAAUGAAGGUAGGUUCAAAUAUUGCUUCAUGGCCUUAGGUGUUUCUAUAAUGGGGUUUAAAACAUAUAUUCGCCCAGUUAUAUGUGUAGAUGGAACCUUCUUGACUACUCGGUGUGGAGGUACUUUGUUAUGUGCCAUGGGACAAGAUGCUAACAAGCAAAUAUAUCCAAUUGCAUUUUCAGUAGUUCACUCAGAGAAUAAUGACUCAUGGUUGUAUUUUCUACUGAGGUUGAAGGAAGCGAUUGGUGAAGUGGAGAAUCUAGUAUUCGUGUCUAAUAGACAUACUAGUAUAGCAAGUGCCUUGACUAAAAAUUUUCCUGAGGCACACCACGGUGCUUGUAUACAUCAUGUUAGCAUGAAUAUCCGUGCGAAGUUCAAAACUGACCAUUGCCAUGAAGAAUUCUUCCUUGCAGCGAAAGCUUAUAGAAAGCGAGAGUUUUUACACCAUUUUGAGAAGAUUAAAUUCAAAGAUCUUGCAAUUGCUCAAUACUUAGAGAAUCAAGUGGGUUUUGAAAAGUGGGCUCGUUCUUUCUUUCCUGGUCAUCGAUAUAAUUUAAUGACUACAGCAUCAGCGGCUACAGGUCCUCUUGCCACAGAAGUGGAAGCUGAUUUGCGAAAGUUAGCAGACAAGUCCACUACCUCGUUCCCUUUUCCGUCUAGUCAGUAUGAAAUAACAGUAUUGGAUGGUGAUCUUGAUGGAGAUGUCGACCUGAGGAGGAAAACAUGUAGUUGUAGAAGAUUUGAUUUGACAGGUCUUCCUUGUGAACACGCUCUAGCUGGUGCUCGAGAUCGUGGCAUUAGUCCAUAUAGUUUAUGCUCCAGAUUCUACACAGUUGAAGUGUGGUUGUCAUACUAUGGUGGAUCUGUAUAUACGCUGGGUAAUGAAGAAUCUUGGGUGAUACCAAAUGACAUAGGAAGUAUGAUGAUAGCUCCUCCUUUAGUGAAGCAGAAGGCUGGUCGUCCAAAGAAGAAACGACGUUUAUCAAAGGGUGAGAAGAAUAGCAAACAACAUAGAUGUAGUAGAUGUGGUGCCCUGGGCCACAAUCGAGUGACGUGCACCAUUAUUGGUUCAGUAAUACGACUUUUUGUGUUAAAGUUUGUUGUUUCGGACACACCUAAUUCAUACAUGCACGUAAAGUAUUAG